Elaeis guineensis (African oil palm) is the source of this 720-nucleotide messenger RNA. RefSeq names its product agamous-like MADS-box protein AGL80. Gene Ontology annotation, molecular function: protein dimerization activity; cis-regulatory region sequence-specific DNA binding; DNA-binding transcription factor activity, RNA polymerase II-specific. NCBI's taxonomy places the organism in Eukaryota, Viridiplantae, Streptophyta, Magnoliopsida, Arecales, Arecaceae. The record is from RefSeq and is a predicted model, not a curated record. Gene Ontology annotation, biological process: positive regulation of transcription by RNA polymerase II.
AUGGCAAGGAAGAAGGUGAACCUGGCAUGGAUCGCCAACGACUCGACGAGGAGGGCGACGUUCAAGAAGAGGAGGAAGGGGUUGAUGAAGAAGGUGAGCGAGCUGGCGACGCUGUGCGACGUGAAGGCGUGCGUGAUCGUGUACGGCCCUCAGGAGCCGCAGCCGGAGGUGUGGCCGUCGGUGCCGGAGGUGACGAGGGUGCUGGCGCGGUUCAAGAGCAUGCCGGAGAUGGAGCAGUGCAAGAAGAUGAUGAACCAGGAAGGAUUCCUCCGCCAGCGCGUCGCCAAGCAGCAGGAGCAGCUGCGGAAGCAGGAGCGCGAGAACCGGGAGUUGGAGACGAUGCUGCUCAUGUACCAAGGCCUGGCGGGGAGGAGCCUGCACAGCCUCCGCAUCGAGGAUGCGACCAGCCUGGCGUGGAUGGUGGAGAUGAAGGUGAAGGCGGUGCAGGAGAGGAUGGGGCUGGUGAGGGCACAGAUGGCGUCCAGCAGCCAGCAGGUGGUGCUGGAGGCGCCGAUCGAGGCACCGGCACCGAUGGCGGUGAUGAAGGAGAAGACGCCGCUGGAGGCGGCCAUGGAGGCGCUCCAGAGGCAGAACUGGCUCAUGGAGGUGAUGAACCCCAAUGACAACUUGAUGUUUGGUGGUGGAGAGGAGAUGGUGCAGCCCUACAUGGACCAUACCAACAACCCAUGGCUUGACCCCUGCUACUUCCCUUUGAACUGA